Clunio marinus is the source of this 362-nucleotide messenger RNA. Lineage: Eukaryota; Metazoa; Arthropoda; Insecta; Diptera; Chironomidae. The record is from the annotation of a GenBank genome assembly.
CUUUUAAUCCUGGAAAAAAAAAUUUCUUUCUUCCUGCCUAGGAUUAUUUUAAAGGCGGCUAGAAGUUGCUUGCUCACAAAAAAAAUCAGAAAAUAUAAAAAACAGUCUCAACUUUCAGUACUGUCAAGUGGAAUAACUGAAUACAAUUUGAACAACUACAAACUUGCAAAGUUCAGUAUAAAUCAAUGAAGUAAUAGUUAAGAUUAUUCAAUUCAGACUGAUAAGAGAAAUUUCUUUAAUUCUGUGAAAAUCCCGAAAAAUAUGAAUCAUAAGUUAGUGUAGAAAAAAAGAGAGUAGUUUUGAAGACACUUAGUACAAGUUAACUGAAAGAACUUCAAAGACAUUUUUGAGCUAAUUAUUAU